Molecule: messenger RNA, 1348 nt
Organism: Linum tenue
Lineage: Eukaryota; Viridiplantae; Streptophyta; Magnoliopsida; Malpighiales; Linaceae
Source: the annotation of a GenBank genome assembly
AGUCCACUCCCUUCACUUCAACGACCACUCCAUUCCUUCCGAAUUCCCUUCUUCUCCUCCGUUGCCGCCUUCUUCUUGUGAGAUUUUCAGAUGUUGUUGUUGUUGCAGAACCACCAUUACUCCUCAACUCUCCUCUCUCCUCAAUUAUUCCAUUCACCUCGCUAUCGACACCGCCAUCAGAGAGCUUCUUAUUCUUCUUUUCCUUGCUGCUGUCUCGGAAACCCCAACCCGGCGGCCCUUUUCUCCUCUCUAUCAGCCCUCCCGCGGCCUUUCUUGGAGCCAUGGCUGGCGGAUAUCACCACGAUUGAAGUACCCGUCCCCUUGCCGGAAGACGGCGGUGGCCCUAUUGAGCUCCCUUUCCCUACUGCUCCUUCCAUCUUCGCCACCACCGACGACCCUUCCCUGCUGCAGAUUGCGACCAGCGUGCUGCUCACUGGGGCAAUCCUGAUAUUCCUCGUUCGCUCCAUCCGCCGCCGUUUUAAGCGCGCCAAGGAAUUGAGAUUUAGAUCAUCAGGGGCUACUAAGAAGACGUUGAAAGAUGAGGCAUUGGAAAGCUUGAAGGCCAUGGGAGCCGCGGCUCCAGUUGAAGAAGGUAAGAAGCCUACUUCACCUGUGCAGGCACUACUAGGUGGAAUAUCUGCAGGUGUCAUAGCCCUUAUUCUCUACAAGUUCACCACCACCAUUGAGGCAUCUCUCAACCGGCAGACCAUAUCAGAUAACUUCUCGGUUCGCCAAAUAACAAUUACUAUCAGGACCAUCAUCAAUGGGUUGUGCUACCUUGCCACGUUUGUUUUCGGCCUUAACUCUGUCGGUUUAAUCCUGUACUCUGCCCAGCUCACGAUGAACUCUUUCAUGGAAGGGGAAGAAAUUGAAGCUGGCGAAGGAGAAAGGUUUUCAGAUCCGUUCGACUCAACUUCUGAUGGCGAUCAGAGCAGUCAGAUGGAUGAAAAUACGGACGAUGGUCAAUAGUGUAAAUAAGCAGCGCGACCAGUGUAGUGUUCUUGGAAGGACUUUCUCAUUCAAGUUUUGUAACUAGAAAGAACACAACAGUUUUGAGAUUUUUAUUCCAGAUGACAAGAGGAGCUUUGAACAGCAAAAUGAUCUUUAACUCCAUUGGUGAGUUGACCCAAAGAGAACAAUGUUCUAUACAUGAUUCCUUCAGGCAACUUCCAUAAACCCGUUUUCUCUCUUUAUUCAGUACUACUGCUUAUAUGGAACAGGAAUCCUCUGAGUAGUAGGCCCAGCAACCAUGUCCUCCCACAUCAGAUCAGAAAGUGCCAUUGUCAAUUCUCCCACCUUCCCAUCUCCAAUGAGCUGAUCAUCCCACAUCACAAUAGGCAACAAGGGG